Musa acuminata AAA Group (dessert banana) is the source of this 1851-nucleotide messenger RNA. Its product is annotated as protein SUPPRESSOR OF K(+) TRANSPORT GROWTH DEFECT 1-like. NCBI's taxonomy places the organism in Eukaryota, Viridiplantae, Streptophyta, Magnoliopsida, Zingiberales, Musaceae. Gene Ontology annotation, molecular function: ATP binding; ATP hydrolysis activity. Bases 313 to 1620 code for a protein of 435 amino acids. Gene Ontology annotation, biological process: endosomal transport; vacuole organization. The transcript has 8 exons. The record is from RefSeq and is a predicted model, not a curated record.
AUAGAUCGAGGCAUUAGCCCCAUGUAGCCUCUUCUCCCACCCGGCCGUCUUCGUUCUUUCUUUUUUUCCCAAGUUGCCUAAAAACGAAGUCGUCGAACCCUUCAAAUCUGUCCAUCCCCAUAGCUCAACCAGAAUUGCCGAUCGCAAAUCCACCGAUCCGAAUACCCCUACAAAAAUUCGAUCUUGAAUCGAUUUAUUAGGCUUUGCCCUUUCUCGACUAUCGGAGAAUUGGAUCGAUUUAUAGGGUCGAUCUGAUAAGGUUUGUGAUUUCUUGGCUCUCGGAGAGAAAAUUUUGGUCGGAUUGCUUAUUCGAUGUAUAGCAAUUUCAAAGAGCAGGCGAUCGAGUACGUGAAGCAGGCGGUGCAGGAGGACAAUGCCGGGAACUACGUCAAGGCUUUUUCCCUCUACAUGAAUGCCCUUGAGUAUUUCCGCACCCACCUCAAGUACGAGAAGAACCCCAAGAUCAAAGAGGCUAUCACCCAGAAGUUCACCGAGUACCUCCGCCGCGCGGAGGAGAUCCGGGCCGUGCUCGACGAGGGCGGCUCCGGGCCUGCUGCCAACGGGGACGCGGCCGUAGUCGCCAGGCCUAAGACCAAGCCCAAGGAUGGGGACGGCAACGGCAACGGCGGCGAGGACCCUGAUCAGGCGAAGCUCAGGGCCGGGCUUACCUCCGCUAUCAUAACAGAGAAGCCCAACGUGAAGUGGAACGAUGUCGCCGGUCUUGAGAGCGCCAAGCAGGCCUUGCAGGAGGCGGUGAUCUUGCCAGUCAAGUUCCCUCAGUUCUUCACUGGAAAGAGAAGGCCAUGGAGGGCAUUUCUUUUGUAUGGUCCACCGGGAACUGGAAAGUCAUACUUGGCAAAGGCUGUUGCAACCGAGGCUGAAUCAACCUUUUUCAGUAUAUCUUCAUCAGAUCUAGUCUCAAAAUGGAUGGGUGAAAGUGAAAAGCUAGUUUCCAACCUUUUCCAAAUGGCUCGUGAAAAUGCUCCUUCGAUAAUUUUUAUCGAUGAAAUUGAUUCUUUGUGUGGUCAGCGUGGAGAAGGCAAUGAAAGUGAAGCCUCUCGGAGAAUUAAGACAGAACUUCUUGUGCAGAUGCAGGGUGUAGGAAACAAUGAUCAGAAAGUUCUUGUUCUUGCUGCCACAAAUACUCCCUAUGCUCUUGAUCAGGCUAUCCGACGGCGUUUUGACAAGCGGAUUUAUAUCCCUCUUCCUGACCUAAAAGCCAGACAACACAUGUUCAAGGUACAUCUGGGAGAUACCCCUCAUAACUUGACUGAGAGCGACUUUGAGAGCUUAGCUCGUCGAACCGAAGGAUUUUCUGGUUCAGAUAUCUCUGUUUGUGUCAAGGAUGUGCUUUUUGAACCAGUUCGGAAAGCUCAAGAUGCCAUGCAUUUCUACAAGACUGCUGAUGGCCUGUGGAUGCCGUGUGGGCCAAGACAUCCAGGAGCCAUUCAGACCACAUUGCAGGAGCUCGCUGCGAAAGGUCUUGCAGCCAAGAUCCUUCCACCGCCGAUCUCAAAGACAGACUUCGAUAAAGUACUGGCCAGGCAGCGGCCGACCGUCAGCAAAGCUGACCUUGAAUUGCACGAGAGAUUCACAAAGGAGUUUGGAGAAGAGGGCUAAUGCAUGAGGUAUGUGAUGGUACGUUGCAAUCCUCAGAGAUUGUUUGCUCCAUAAGAACUCUACAUGAUGUUACCAGGAUUUACUUUUUCUGGUGUUCGCUUCACAGCAGCCUUCUAAAUAAGUGUUCUGGUUUGUACCCCUGGUGGCCUUUGGUGCCACCCAACUGUUCAAAUUAGUCAGCUCUUUUGUACAUGUAAUUUCUGUGAUCCAUAUGAUAUGAACUUUGCCUCU